CCUUAGCUAUAUAUACACAGCUCUUCCGCAGAACUCCCCAAUUUCCCACAAGAAUCUUGAAAGUUUCUACAUUCGCAACCAUGGUCAACGUUUCUAACCACUUCAACUACAAACCCAUUCCCGUUCCUACUUCUGCCGACCCCGCCAUGUUCAAGGACUUUGGCAGGCAGGUUGAAGGGUUCGAGCCUGAUAACGUCACUUCUGAGCAAAUGGAGGAAAUCAUGGACAUGCUUUAUAAGCACUCCAUUCUUUUGUUCAAGAACCUCAAGCUCUCUCCUAAGCAGCAGUUCGAAAUGACACACGCGUUCGACCCCGAAGCCAACGCCUAUGGUCAUGGUAACAACAAGACUGGCAAUACCAAGUCGUCCAUCUUGCAUCCCGACUUGAAAACUAUCCCUCAUCAGCCUCAGGUGCAGUUGAUUGGCAACGGCAAGGUCCCCAUGGUCUACGAAGGCCUCGAUCGUCCCCAACUCAAACAUCCCCAUCACAGAACAUUCCACAAGAGUAUAAUCUCUGAAGAGGACGACGCGAGUGGUGUGACCCGAUUCUAUCGAUGGCACAUUGAUGCAGCUCUUUACGGCCUCUCUCCUCCUAAAGUCACCACGCUUUAUGCUGUCAAAGUGCCCAAAGGACCUUAUCAGAUUUGUCGAUACGACGACGGCACAGGUGACGAGCUUAAGGUGCCUCUUGGUGGUACAGCUUUCGUGAGCGGGAAGAACAUGUUUGAUGUCCUCCCCGACGAAUUGAAGUCUCUUGCCGUUCGAACCAAUGUCGAGUACGCUCCUCACCCAUAUGUCUGGAUGUCUAAGGCCCACGCGCUUCCUACUGGUCUUGGACUUGAAUCGGAAGGUCUUGAAAUGCCUAUGGAGGAGUUGCCAGAGUGGGAGGAGAGCAAAGUCAAGAUCUUCCCAAUGUGCUGGAAGAACCCUGUCACUGGUGCAUUACACGUACAAGUGCACCCUUGCGGCGCUUACAAACUUCACAUAUCCCCUUCCGAAGGUGCUGCUCUUUAUCCCGAAGGUGGGGUCAUUGACGAUCUUAAGGCUGUCCGUGAGAUCCUCUACAAGAUCCAGCGACCGGGCAUCGCCCCCGGGUUGGUCUACUCCCAAGACUGGGAAGAAGGUGAUUUGGUUAUCUUCCAUAAUAGGGGGUUGCUUCACUCUGUUAUGGGCGCUUUCAAGCCGGAUCAGUUGAGGAUGUUCCACCAAUGUAAUCUUGCGGCGUCGUCUGAUCCCGUUGGACCGGAUGCGAAAGAUGUGAAUGUUUAUGCUUAGAAGACCGGCGGAAAUUUUGGGAUAUUGGUAAUUUGUAAUAAUCAUUUCGUUCUCAUGCGGACCGACCAUGUAUUUUAUUUCCCUAUCAAGAGUUUACCCGUAAUUCAUCCUUUUCUUAUCAAGAAUUAAUCCGAUGCCUGCUAGUUUACCCAUAAAGGUAUGACUGUAUUCUCUACUUCUAGUCUAGUUACCUCAUUCAGAUCGAGGCCGUCUCUAUCAUUCCUUUCAAAAAUCUUGAGGCCCCCACCAUCUCGGCCAAGUACUGCAACCCAUUUCCCACUCUCAUCGGCACCAACACCCCUUAAAUGCCGUCCGAUGCCUUCCAUCCAUCCCUUCUCUGUCCUCCGCACAUCCGCUCCAUCUGUGGAAGAUACUGAAAAGAGUGCCAGGGUAUCUGUCUCAAACACGGGGGAGUCGCGGUUGGAAGUUAUGAGAAGUAAUGGUCCUCCUGGGCGUGUGGGAGGAAGAAGAAUAAUUUCUGAAGCGCCGGUGGGGCGAGAUUCUGCUUUGUCACCUUCUGGGAGCAUGCUGAAUCUGUUAAUGAGCUGGGAGGGUCCAUCUUUUGGCAAAGUAUGAAUGCACCUGUCCAAAUUCCUCUUGUAUGUAUGAGGUAUGACUCACCUUCGGGAUGCACCACACAGUGCCUUGGUCCAUCUCCAUCUUCCAAUCCACUAAUCUCACCUACCACAUCGAAGCUCUUCCCAGUCCACUUCAACCUCCAUACUUUAUUGGACCCCAGAUCAGGGACCAGUAUUUCCUCUUCGUGCAAGACGAUCUGGUGGACAUGAGCGUGCUCUUGGCGAUGGUGUUUCAGAGGUGAAUGGGAGGGUGUAAAAAUAUGUUCUGAUAAAGGUGCUUGACGAGUGAACAGACCUUGUUCAUCGAGUGGAUGGAAAGUUACAGUUCCCGAAACGUACUGGGUGAGAUAAUAAGCCUUCGCGCAUCACUUUCAGUCCCAUUUCAUAAGAAGACUUACAUGAGCUAUAAACAUGCCUGACCCAUCGGGAAGAAUGUCUAAAUGGGUAGGGCCUUUCCCACCACUUGAGACUUCCGAAAGCAGUUCCAAACGCCCUUGGUCAUCCAACAGACGAUACACAAACAACUUGCCUUCCACCCACCCAUUCACGUAGACCAAGUCUUUCAAAUUUCUUCAAAAUUCAAGUCCGUCAGUCCUUCUUUCAAUAGCAGAGACCUGUGCUUACGAGUCAGGAUGUCUUGCAAGCCAGCUAGGCUGCUUGCUCGCUACUGUUGAUGCACCCCGAGUGAGUGUACGAGCCUCCGAGUUGAAAAUGACAGCAUGAAUAUGGGUAUCGUGGGUGCCUAAGAGGAGCAGAUGCUUGUUGGACGUCAUCUCGUCUGUGAUCCUUGGCCUAUUAUCGCCCUUGCAUACAAUAAGCGAUAUCCUUCUUUCAUGAGCAUCGCGAUC
This is a messenger RNA of Cryptococcus deneoformans JEC21, 2700 nucleotides long. RefSeq lists its product as hypothetical. Lineage: Eukaryota; Fungi; Basidiomycota; Tremellomycetes; Tremellales; Cryptococcaceae. The record is from RefSeq and is a predicted model, not a curated record. Gene Ontology annotation, molecular function: oxidoreductase activity. The coding region runs from base 81 to 1274 and encodes 397 amino acids. The transcript has 7 exons.